AUGGCAAUGCUCGGGUCCCAGCUGCUGCCGCUGGGGCUGCUCCUGUGCCUGGGACAGCUGUGUCCCCCUGUCAGCUGCAUCAUACCCCCUUACGACUGCCUGUUCUUCAGGAGUGUGGUCACCGCCACGUCCUCUGAAAUCCAUGCCAGCCCAAACAUCUACGAACCCAGCACAUUCUAUACAGUGUCAGUUCCUGUGAAUAACAGUAUUACAUAUGUGGUCCUUCGGGUAAUGGACCAGAAGGAUGCAAUCAUUGGCACCUGGGAAUUCGCCGACAAGUAUUGCAACAACAGUGUCCUGUAUCACUUGAAGAGCUCACACGGCAAUCAGUUCAAGGCAAAAUGGCUGUCUCCUAGUUUCACGAACAUUACUGAAGUCGAGCUACAAGUCUUCACUGCCAAUUCCGAAACCUCGGCUACAGCUUUUUAUCUGAAACUGAAAAAGGAUGAACCAACCUCCAUCUUCACCACCAAGACCUACACAACGAAGCCAACCACAACCCCACCCCUCAGCCCCAACCCCCACCAAACCGCACCUCCCCAACUAAUCACAACCCCCCAACUAACCACAACCACAACCCCAAGCCACAAACUAACCACAACCCCAAGCUACAAAUUAACCACAACCCACAAGCAAACCCCAACCCACAAGCUAACCACAACUCACAGCGGGACCAAAAGCUCAGCCAACAGAGCCUUCGUCAGCCCCGUGAGAGAUGCCUUUCAGAUCCUGCUUGUCUUUCUCACCAGCAAACUCCUCUUCUAG
Molecule: messenger RNA, 765 nt
Organism: Hippopotamus amphibius kiboko
Lineage: Eukaryota; Metazoa; Chordata; Mammalia; Artiodactyla; Hippopotamidae
Gene: PLET1
Product: placenta expressed transcript 1
Exons: 4
Coding region: 1-765 (254 amino acids)
Biological process (GO): negative regulation of cell-matrix adhesion; wound healing, spreading of epidermal cells; positive regulation of cell migration
Cellular component (GO): external side of plasma membrane; apical plasma membrane
Source: RefSeq, a predicted model, not a curated record